GGGUCUGUGAGCGGAUCGGUUCUAAGUGAUUGAGCUCGCAUUCGAUCGCAUUUCCGUAAAAGUUUCGAAUCUAUAAUGUGGUCGUUUAUUGGUUUAGUAUUAGGCUUUGUUCACGUAGCAUUUGCUAUCGUCUAUUUGUAUUUAACAUGGCAUCACAAUUACUGGAAGAAACGCGGUAUAGUGACAGCGAAACCAUUUACAAUUCUUGGCACAUAUCCAGGUGUUUUGGGUUGGGGUAAACGUGGUCUUGUACUCGAUGUGCAGGAAGUUUAUAACAAAUACAAGGGAAAACAUCGGGCGGUAGGCACCUUCUUGACACGUGAACCACAACUGUUGAUCUUGGAUCCAGCACUGGCCCAUGAGAUUCUGGUAACGAAUUUUAACAAUUUUCGUGAUACCAUAACCAGCGGUUUUGUGGGUCACAAUGAGGAUGACAAAUAUGUGGCACGUAAUCCCUUCUUUAGUUCCGGCGAUACUUGGAAGAAGAGACGCACUGAGGGAGGAGGUGGCCUUACCGCAAAUAGACUAAAAUUGGGCUAUGCCAUUUGGCAAGAGAGUGGUCAGAGAUUGCUCAAGUACAUGGAAAAGGCUAUAGCAGAGAAAGGCAACAUUAUUGAAACUAGAGAUCUCUCAUAUCGUUUUAUGGCCAAUACCAUGGCUGAUUUUAUUUGGGGCAUCGACGCUGGCUCAUUGACCUGCAAGGUACAGGAGCAGUGCGAAUUUCAGAAGGUCUCCACCGCUUGGGCUUUUAUUGCCUUCCAGAGCAUUACCAAAUUCAAUCGAUCCUUGGUCGCUCCCUUUAUGCGUAAAUUGCUUCAAAUGCGCCUAUUUAGCAAGGAGACGGAUGCCUUCUAUUUACAACUGACUCAGCAGGCGGUGAAACUUCGUCAGAAUGGGAACGGCUCAAAUCGGGCAGAUUAUCUAUCGCAUCUCAUACAGCUCCAGCAGAAGGGCAAUAUCAUGGAUGACUCUGUCGGGCAUGCUUUGACUGUUCUUAUGGAUGGCUACGAAACCUCUGGGGCUGUCCUUUAUCAUUUACUUUAUUCGCUCAGCGAAUACCAUGAAGUGCAAGAAAAGUUACGCACCGAAAUAUUAGAUGCUCUUGGUGAUGAUAAGAGUAUCAGCUAUGAGGAACUCAUCGCCUUGCCUUAUCUCGAUCAGUGUGUAAAUGAAUCAUUACGACUGACCACACCCAUUGGAUUUUUAAUGAAGAUCUGCACUCGACCCACACAAAUCGAUGUCGGAAAUGAUAAGACCCUAAACUUGGAGCCCGGCGUUUCUGUUCUCAUACCUGCCUUUCAAUUUCAUCACGAUGAGUCUCUCUAUCCGCAAGCAGAUGAAUUUAAGCCCGAACGGUUUGGCAAUGAGCCGGCAACUGAAUUUACUAAACGUGGAAUGCUUUUACCAUUUGGGGAUGGUCCCCGAAUUUGUCUAGGAAUGCGUGUUGGCCAGCUAAAUGUUAAAACGGCAGUCGUACAAAUUCUCUCACAAUAUAAAAUAAGGCAGACGAAAAAAUUGUCGAUGAGCUCGGACAGUGGUUUGGGACUAUUCCUUGAUGGUGAUAUUGAAUUGGAAUAUAUCAAAUUGUGAAAUAAUAAAAAAAUGAGGACCAAA
Molecule: messenger RNA, 1614 nt
Organism: Drosophila willistoni
Lineage: Eukaryota; Metazoa; Arthropoda; Insecta; Diptera; Drosophilidae
Gene: Cyp309a1
Product: probable cytochrome P450 309a1
Exons: 6
Coding region: 76-1590 (504 amino acids)
Molecular function (GO): monooxygenase activity; iron ion binding; oxidoreductase activity, acting on paired donors, with incorporation or reduction of molecular oxygen
Source: RefSeq, a predicted model, not a curated record